AUGGUAGCAUUCGGUCGUUUAGCUGUGUUGGGAUUGGCCGCAUCUGCCGAGGCCCUCUCCUUGAUUCCUUCCCUCAACAACAUUUUCGGUUCAAAUGUGCCUUCGGUCGUAGAUGGCCCAAAGAUAAUCCACACUUUCCCUUCCAACGAUGACGAGAGACCUAUUCCAGGAAACAGUCCUAUUAUCCAGUGUGACGCUCAGACUCCGCAAUUGUUGGACUUGCAAAAGGUGGUGAUUGACCCUAAUCCUCCAGCGAAGGGCCAGAACUUGACUUUUGUUGCUGAAGGUGUGUUGAAACAGGCGGUCACUGAUGGCGCCUAUGUUGAAGUGGACGUCAGGUACGGCUUCAUCCGUUUGAUUCACCAGACUUAUGAUUUGUGUGAUGAGGUUCAUAACGUGGACUUGGAGUGUCCUAUCAAGAAGGGCGCCCAGACCAUCUCCAAGCUGGUGGCUAUCCCAGAAGAGGUUCCUCCAGGAAAGUACCUCGUGGUGGCUCGUGCUUACAGCAAGGAAGAUGUGCUUAUCACUUGCUUGACUGCUUCUGUGGAGUUCCCACCAAACUAA
Messenger RNA from Candidozyma haemuli, 564 nucleotides. RefSeq names its product sterol transporter. The record is from RefSeq and is a predicted model, not a curated record. The transcript has a single exon. Gene Ontology annotation, molecular function: sterol binding. NCBI's taxonomy places the organism in Eukaryota, Fungi, Ascomycota, Pichiomycetes, Serinales, Metschnikowiaceae. The coding region runs from base 1 to 564 and encodes 187 amino acids. Gene Ontology annotation, biological process: intracellular sterol transport.